Messenger RNA from Petromyzon marinus (sea lamprey), 3766 nucleotides. RefSeq lists its product as uncharacterized. Lineage: Eukaryota; Metazoa; Chordata; Hyperoartia; Petromyzontiformes; Petromyzontidae. The record is from RefSeq and is a predicted model, not a curated record.
ACAGAGGAACAGCGACUAAUGGGUCACUCGCUUAUGUAGCGGCAGCCAGGGGAGAGUUUUGUAGUUUCGUGACCAAGACGAUGACCCAGCACUGAGAUGAAACAACGAGAUCUGCCCACGUGCAGGAGCGAGCCACAACUGCAGCACCUCGGCUGCCAAGUAGUUAAUUCACCGCGGUCGAAUGCCACUCGUGCACAAUUCACGUGGCACGGUGACAAUUAAGACGAGAGAGAGAGAGAAGAAUCGAAGAAGCACAUCCUCCUCGCAAAUUCAUAUAAGGCCGGGAUGAGAUCGCAACUUCCGCCGCCGUACCGCAACUUCAGACUCACCGCGACCGGGAAGUCGAGAGCGACUCACGGCGCACAGGGGGGGUUAAUAAACGUCAGCUACAAGGCGCAGAGAAAGAGAGAGGGAAGAGAGCGAGGGGAUCGCUGCUGCGCCCUGCCCCGAAGAGGAACCAUGCACGGAUUUUGUAAAUGCGUUGUGUUGCCGCUUUGUGUUCAGCUCAUCGUGCUGUCAGCAUUGGAUGCCCACAACAACAUGGCCGUGCCCGUGGGCCAGAACGUGUCCUUGCAAUGCCCCACUGUCUCCCGCGUCAGCCCCAAACAGCCGACGGUCCACUGGGAGUGGACGGGAAAAAACCACCGCGCACCGUUGCAGCUGGCGGAGGGCAGUUUAUCGCACGGCACUUUCAACGCGAGAUACAACAUCGACGCCCUGCGCAUGUUCGGGCGGCGCCUCGCCAUGUGGCGACAGCGUGGCUCUCCCUCUUGGCGUCAGGACGUCGAGUUCACUCUGGGGAUAGCCCACGUGCGAUCUUCUGACCAGGGCGUGUUCACCUGCAGCCUGACGUGGGAGAACGGCUCCAGGAGCGUGAACAGCGUGCUGCUGGAGGUUCUGCGGCAAGGUGUGUCAUUACUCGUAACAAGUGCAGCUGUAACGUCCACUGUACAGGUCGUCACCCCGUCCACGGGCCCAAAUUCAGGCGACUCCUUGAGAUGGGUUGUUGUGCCGACUGGCCUGCUGCUGGCCUCCCUGACCGUGCUGCUGGUGGCAGCCACACGCUCCCUGCGAAGACGUCUGCUUGCGAAUCGGGCCGCGCUGCUGGACGCAGAUUUCGCGAAGAGCGUGCAAACGACCGACACGGCUUCUCUCCGCCUGCCUGAGGACCACUCCUGUGGGUACAACGCUCGCGUCACCUGCGCAGCUCCGCCUGACCACACCGUGAAGCAUUACGAGAGCAUGCGGAAGAUCAUACCAACACACGCCCCUGCUGUUGAGAACACUGCGGACCAAUACAUCUAUGAAGACAUGGCCAACCUGGCGUAACUCGCGUGCAUGUGAUAUGGUGAUUAGAGCCGGCCCCUAGGGUGCGGCGGAUCGGGGUGACCGUCCCGGGCCCCGCGCGCUUUGGCUGGGGGGGCGGCAUGUUUCAACAUCACAAUACCAGAUGUAAUACUUCAGGUUUAGUUUGAAGGCGGCGGGGGGCCCACACGGUGGAGUUUGCCCCCCCCCCACCCCCAUGGACGGUCCUGAGUGUAAUUGUAAACAUUUGUAACGACUCGGCGAUAGGUUAUAUGAAGAGCCACUUUCAUUUGAAGACUUCUACAAUAAGGGACCCUAGGAUUGGUGCUUGUAUCUUCCUCCGAGCUCCCCCACUCCCCGUGCUCCCCCCCCCCCUUAUAUCUCCCUCAGCCCCCCUUUCUCGAACCUUCUCGUCUUUGUUUUUACCUCGAGCCAAUCCCCGUACUUUCCCUUGAACGGAUCCUUUUUGUGUUUCCCGUUCAACCCUUAGUCUCCAAUCCCUUUAAAGUCUGCCUCCCGACCAAUCACCGUGGAGGCCUCUUUCUUCCAAUCAGAGACCGUUGUUUAUGCUUAAAUAGCCAUUAGGCUGCAUGUGGCUUGGGGUCAUUUUUCGGUCUUUACACAUUUCAGUUUAACACGUAGGCUUUCGCGACCAAUAUUAUUAAUAAUAAAGGGUUUUUUUUGGUUAUAUCGCGUUAUUUAUAAAUGUCGCAACCCUCCACCACCCGACACGGCUAAUGAGUAAAAAAAUGUGACGCAUUUUUUUUAUCGAUCUAACCCCCAAAAUAACCUUUAUUAUGGACACAUUUCAGUGUUUUAGAUAUCGAAUCGACUAAUGUGUUUUUUUUAGAAAUGUGUUCUGUGGACUUCUGCAUGAGAGGCAUUACUGUGGAUGUUGUGUUGUUUUGUUCUAAGUCGACAUCAGAAAAUCCAGUGCUACUAACUUGCGCCCUGAAAUACAAUACCGCCUUGUGUACGGCUCACUGUCAAAACUCCAUCUAAUCACCGGCACACAACGAGCUGUGUUGUUCGUCUCAUCCCAGCCGCGGCGCUGCGUGUUUGUGCGUGCCGAGUGAAGGCUCACGCGAUAAGUGCCAUCAACAUUUAUACUUUUCAAUCGUGGAUAAAAUUGCACGUCCAAAACUGUGCUCUCUCUGUCACGCCCACCCAGAGCAUGUUUGGUUCUAUUGACGCACUCAAUUAGAACGACGGUUUUUUUCAACUUCGCCAAUUAAGUGAGACUUAACCCCAGAGUAAAUAAGGAAUUACGUAUGUUGCUGCGUCUGCCUCUGAACGUUUGAACACUGAGGAACACUGUGUGUGCUUGGCCAACUAAUGGGGAGCGGUGGCGCAGCGGUUCGCGCACCGUGCUGCGAACCCGGGAACCUUCGAUUCCCACGUUACUGCUCACGUGAAUGUCGAGUGACACGUGGGCCGGUCCUGCGCCUCCCCUAGAUCGACUCAGCCUCAAGGAGCGUUGGGCUGUUGUAAGCUUGGUGGCCAAGCGUGGGGCUGGACACCUUGUCGGCUCAAGUGUCGUUCCGGGCUUAUCGUUGGAUUGCUUGCCAACACCAACUUUCUGAAGCGGUCCUUGAGAGACUACGCGGAGGGAUCCUUGCGGUUGGCAAUGUGCACGGGAAGUGUAUUGCUUAAUGCCACGAGACUCCAGGGACAUAACACGGUAUUGGUAACAGUGGAUAUUACCACACUCAACACUUGCCAUUUCGCGAAAGCGGGAAACAUAGGCUAUGAAACAGCGCUGGUUAAAGAAGGGAAGAUGGGUUUUAUUAGAAAAAAAACUACAAGCGGGUGGCGUGUGACCAUGAAUAAUUAUGUAAUGGAGAACCAUUUACCCACAUGUAUACACGCGUGCAGCGUGCAUGUGCCAAUCCACUGCCAGACGAGGACCUUCCCGUGCCCGUGUGCGUCGUUGGGUGUUAUUCGAUCACAAUUCACCACACUGGCGAAUGCGGGAGGUACAGACACCGAAGCAUGUCACGAUCGUGCGAACAUGUUUACUGCACUGACCUCUGAACACCGAGCAUGCGGCCCUAUGUGACAAACGUGUGCAUGUUGAUCGCCCGCCCACGCACGAUCCAUUUCUCAACCCCGUUUAGCUGCCAAGAUCGGCCCUUUCUUGGUGAUUUCGUCGUGGUAUGUUGCUAAUUACCCUGGUCUCAUGUUGGAUUGGCUGGGGCGCACCAAUUGCACGGGCCCUUUGUUCGCGUUAGACGACCCCUGGGCUUUGUCUUGUGUGGUUACAUCAAAGGCUUGUGUGUGUGUGUUGUGUACGUGACAAAAGCGUGAGCUAUCAAUGACCUACGCCAACGCAUCAUUGAAUGUCGUGAGUAAAUCAGAUCGGUGUUGUUGGACACAUUGUCGGGAGAGUGUGAAAAUAUUUAAUAUGUGAAUUGAGAUAGGUGGGAGAUAUGUAGAUGCUUUGAAUAAAAAAUGUUUUCCC